UGCAAAGAUCCUAGGAGUAGUAAUGGAUUCCAACUACGCUUCAAGAAACACAUUGUUAACGCCGUUACCAAAGGACUUACAGCAGCCAUGGCGCUGAGAAGGUCAAAGAUGGCCACAGUUGCACCAGUGGCAGACUACGCUUCUGGAGCUUUUCGGACAGUCGCAACAGCAGUGAGUGAAGCAGAGGCAGGGAUUCAACCUUUCCAUAACCGACACAUGGGGAAAGCUACGAAACGGUGGAUCGACAUACAGGCCUUACUCAAAUCGAACCCACUGAGGAAACUGAGAACUAUUACAAUCCGAAGCUUUAUAUCUCCUUUACAGAGAAUAGCUCAGCCACUAAAAGCAACAAAAACUGAGCGGAUAGAAACUAUCCAGGCAUUCACAGUACUACUGUGGACAGUCCGGAUACUAACGAUAUGUGAAAAAGAUGGGGAUAAAGCUAUUGAGAUUGCUAAUAAAGCAGUAGGCAUUCUAAUUGCUACAAGCGCAUCCACCAGAUCAGGGAUUGUGGGCAUAGGGGGUUGCAUAAGAGACACUCAAGAGGACAACAAUGGGAACAACAUGUCCAGCUAA
Messenger RNA from Talaromyces stipitatus ATCC 10500, 576 nucleotides. RefSeq lists its product as uncharacterized. The transcript is spliced from 3 exons. The record is from RefSeq and is a predicted model, not a curated record. The annotation marks the transcript as partial. NCBI's taxonomy places the organism in Eukaryota, Fungi, Ascomycota, Eurotiomycetes, Eurotiales, Trichocomaceae.